Messenger RNA from Moesziomyces aphidis, 2124 nucleotides. Lineage: Eukaryota; Fungi; Basidiomycota; Ustilaginomycetes; Ustilaginales; Ustilaginaceae. The record is from the annotation of a GenBank genome assembly.
AUGCUCUCGAGCUACUGCUACUUCUUUUCCUCCCACUCCUCGUCGUCCCCUGUCGAUCCUGAACCCGCCUCCUCCACUCCGCGUGACCGACGCCCCCUUCAUACCUUUGCAGAGGCUGCACAGAGCUCAGACGCCGAUAGCAAGCGCUCCAGUCGCACUUGGGCCGACGCCGACAAAUACAUUCGAUCUACGGUCUCAGACAUCUCCGCCUCGCUCAACUCUCGCCUCGAGUCCGUCUCCUCUUAUCUCUGCGACGCAAGCCUGCCGUCUCACAACGUGCUCUCAAACUUAUCUCUUCCCAGCGUAUCCUCGUGGUUCGCGCCUUCGUCUUCGGAGCCUGCUCAGAGCAAGCUGCCAUCAGCGCCCGUGCAAUCUCCGGCUAGAAGCCCUCGUCCUUUGCUGCAGCCGCAACAGCCGCAGGAAGAGUCGGAGCUCACCAAAGGCAAGACCACCUUCACUUUUGUCCUCUUCGGUGCCGCAUCUAGUGCCGCCGUUUACCUCCUCGUCCGCAACCGACGCACCAUGAAUCGCCUUCAGGCUGCCAAGAGCCUUGCGUACCGAGAUGCGCGCGCUUGGCGCCGUGUAGCCCUCGACUUUGCCAGGAUCAAUGCGCUGGCUGCAGGUCGUGUCCAGAACAUUGUCGCGGCGUCACUUCGGGAUGGCCAGGCGGGCAAAGACAUCGGACGACAGAUCGAGCGCGAGCUGCAGGAGGCUAGUCGAGCCGUAGCGCAGCGCCGCAACUGGAUCCGCGAACAAGACGCCAAAGAGGCUUCCCUUGCCGAUUCUUCCUCCCAUGGCAGCCUGGCCGAAGUCUGGGGCGAUAUUUUUGAUCUUGAGCGUUCCGGCUUCUUCUUUGGCUCACGCACGGGGCGUCGAAGCGCGGAAGAUGCAAGCUUUGGUACUUGGCAGCCUGGUCGCAUGUCUCGCCACGACGAUGUCUCCCGGGCGUCCAGCGACCGUAACGCCUGUCAGUCAUCCGAGGGCUCUACGUCUUCGACUGCCACUUCGCACGAACCUCACGCCGCAGAAGAGGCGCCGGCUCAGCGCAGCGCAAAGCUCAAGUGGCAGAGAGUAGCCGGGCGUGCGGCUGCUGCCGCCGAAUCAUCAGCGGUUGAUGAGGCUGCCCACACGCUUGUGGCCAAAGAUCAGGCUUCAUCUGCCGAGACCGAGGAGGCCGGCGAGCUACGCGAAGAUUGGAUCGGCGAUGUGGACCGAGCGAUGCGCGAGCGCGACCUCAAGUGUUCGCAGGAGCACAAGCACGAUCUCGAUAAUGCGGUAGAAAGCGAGGAUCACCUUCUGCCCGUCUCGGAUCUGUACAUCGCCACGGACGGCCGUAUGCGCGAUGAGCCCGACGGUGCAAUCAUCCCCUCUGAGCUUCGUGCUGAACAGCCGAAGGGCCAGGAUGGCGCAAGGCCCUCCAGAAUGCAGGUAGAAAGCUCGGAUGUGUACGCAUAUCCGAUCUCGAACCAGUUCCGCGAUCUGGAGGACAUCUUCAUGGCGAGCUGGGACGACAGCUUCGCCGGCCUCACUUCUCCUGCGACAGAGAGCUCGGUCAAAGAGAAGCUGGUCGCUAAGGCAGUCAAGGCACGCCCCAACAGUGCCUUGUUCAAGAAGCUUCGGGCGGCCCGCGCGGCGACUGGGAAGGAGGCGAAUGUUCAGUCGGCCGAUGACAUUGAGUUCCUCGCCGAGCUCAUGUUUCCGCAAUCUGCGCCGCCCGUACACCCUGCACAGCAGCGACAGCCUGACGCGGACGGAAAGACCGCGCCUACUAGCCCGGCGGCCGUAGCCUCGCCUGCUGCUGCAACACUGAGCGAGACUGCGAGCGCAUCCGAGGUGCGGGUGCACGAGUUGACGGAGCAGCUGACAAAGAGGCAGUCGGAGCUGGAGGAGCACAAGAACAAGGUGCGCCAGCUGUCGGAGCGCGUGGAUGUGAUGCGGGACAUGUGCCACGAGCUGACGGACGAGGCGCAGAGGCGUGACAAGACGCACAAGAUCCAGAUCGAGCAGCUCGAGCACAAGAUCGGCCUUCUCACCGUCUGGGCGGACGAGGUGCAGCGCCGACUCGGUCUGGAUGCGCCGCCCUUCUUUGCGGCUCUGCGCAAGCCGCUCACGCGCCGCGAUUGA